Messenger RNA from Lichtheimia ornata, 645 nucleotides. RefSeq lists its product as uncharacterized. The transcript has 4 exons. The record is from RefSeq and is a predicted model, not a curated record. The coding region runs from base 1 to 645 and encodes 214 amino acids. Lineage: Eukaryota; Fungi; Mucoromycota; Mucoromycetes; Mucorales; Lichtheimiaceae.
AUGAAAGAGAUCAAGGCUGUUGCCACUGGUGUGAAAGUAAGCUUCACGAAGGGCAGGAUCUUGAAGGUCAAAGGCCCAAAACGCAAGGUGGAUCACCUUGUGGAAUUCAUGCAGCAACUGGUGGUCGUGGCCAAUCCUUCACCGUUGUCGGCCGCUAAACCAGAAAGGCUCCAUUGCUCUGUCGCAAAGACACAAGGCGAGUGGGGAGUAGAGGAAGUGGAUGAUAUUGCGCUCCAUAUCGCCACCGUCACCAACAAUCCGGCAGACUUUUCCCUGCAACAAACGUGCCUUUAUCAACUGCUUGAUGUGGCUCCCGCUGGUAGCAAAAGCCCAGCGCACAAAUUAAUCGACCAGCUUCAGGAUGCGUUGCGUGGUGUGAGUGGUUUAGUCAUGAAAACCACUCCCCAUGUAACCAUCUUAAGCCGCAAAUCCACCAAAUCGCGGCAACAACAGCAAGCCAGCAAUAACACCAUCCAAGACCCACUUAGCUUUACUCUACCGGUUCGCCUUGAUGAUGCCUUUCAACAAGCUGUCCUUAUGUGCGAACGAUCUAAGGAGAUGGCGGCAAGGAAUAUUGUGAUCAAAGCCAUGGAAGCCAAUGGUGUUUGUGAGGAUUCUUCGGUGGGACUCAAGCUUUUAUUGUAA